This is a messenger RNA of Oreochromis niloticus (Nile tilapia), 4773 nucleotides long. RefSeq lists its product as uncharacterized. The coding region runs from base 442 to 3108 and encodes 888 amino acids. NCBI's taxonomy places the organism in Eukaryota, Metazoa, Chordata, Actinopteri, Cichliformes, Cichlidae. Gene Ontology annotation, cellular component: cytosol; cytoplasm. Gene Ontology annotation, biological process: peptidyl-tyrosine dephosphorylation; negative regulation of JUN kinase activity. The transcript has 4 exons. The record is from RefSeq and is a predicted model, not a curated record. Gene Ontology annotation, molecular function: MAP kinase tyrosine/serine/threonine phosphatase activity; protein tyrosine/threonine phosphatase activity; MAP kinase tyrosine phosphatase activity.
UCUCGUGCGUGUCGCCAUUGGUUUGGGAUGAUGUCAUCCGCAGUAGAGACAAUAGAGCCCUCCUCCCCCGUCAGUGUCUCCUCACACACGCUUCGCAGCUCAGAGUGACACACGCUCAGACGUGACGCCAGCAGAGUUAGCCAAGCACCCCUGAUGACAUUUCCUAAUUUAUCUGUUUACUGUGAGUCCGGCAGAGCUGUGCAUCGUCUUGUCAAAGCAGUUUUUUUUUUUAAAGAAAUUAUUCUUAUUUGUGAUUUUUCUUUUUCUAAUAAGCUUCACGUACAAACGAGCAGGCAGGAGAAGGUGUUACACAUCUGGAUCAUACCAACACAUCGGGUCGUGGUAUUCGGGCCACUGCAGACAUGAGGAGCUCUCAUUCCGCUGCGCAUAAAUGAUGAAAACACUACGGGACUGCCACUCUUGAUCUUUGCAUAAACCCAGAUGCCUCCCCUCCCUCUUGACGAACGCAUAGUGGUCAUUCAGCGCCCCAAAAAUUUAGCCCUUUGCGAGGCUUCCCCACAGACUAUCGCGCAGCAUUCCUCUCAUCUCACAGCCUCCUCCAAUGGACAAGUCGCUCAUCCUGCUCAUCUCCAUCCUUCUCACUCCCAAUUUUAUUCACCCACCUGUAAAUCUCUGACUCUGGAAUGCAAGCGCAGGUUGUCCCGUGUGCAGAAAUUCAAAAGCGACCAACCUGUCCUCCCGGCGGCCGUCAGACACAUCCCUAGCCACUGCCACAGCAAUGGCACGGUAACUCUCGGCCCGCGUCUGCCCUCACACACGCAUACUAUUGAUAUCAGAGUGACAUUGGACAAAGGAGGAAGAGGUGGAGGAGGAGGAGGAUUCAGCAACUCAUUAGGGCGUAGCGGGAGUAUAAAAAGUGGCAGAGGGAAAUGUGUCCCUUCAGAACAAGGACAGUGUGAGAGAAAAACCGGAACUGCAGGGAGGCCAGGUGGCGUCGAACACAGGCCACAGCGAAUUCGUCAGCUGUCAUCAGCCCCUGGUGGGGUCCUCCAGUUUGUCCCCGCCCAGGCGCAGCAGCAUAAGUUUAGGAGUGAAAAGGAGAAGGAAAACACUGGUUUUCUUAACAGAGGUGACCACGAGUUUUCCUCUAUAGGUCACAGGACAAGCUCCAAACUGGGACCGGUCCAUCAAAGCCUAAAUAGUCACAGUCUGACCCACCACCACAACUCUGUCCCUUUGCCCCAUGCUGCCAUCCUAAACUCCACCUACCCCCCAUCUCCUUCCUCCCAACCCACCUAUGUCGCAGCCUCUCUUCAGCAACGUAGACAGCCUCACCCAGCCUCUCAACCCAGGGAUCACCGCCCUCACCUUCUUCAUGGUUUACCCCUCUCUCCUUGCUCCUCCCACGCUGGAGGGUUCCCCAGCCCUGACCACACCUGCACCAUCGACUGCGCGCACCCAUUCAGUUGUGGCUGCUGGAGGUUGGUAAGAUGCAGAGGGUGUAAAGGGCACUCGGCUAGCUUUCAAGGAGGUGGUGGAAGCACUUCCACCUCAUUUUCCUGUGGUCACAAUGUUGGAGCAGUAAAGAGAGGAGGUAAAGAAAUGGGCCUGAGAAAUCUGGGUGGGUGUCUCUCCAACGCCUCCACCUCUAACACCUCGUCUUCUAACAGCACUGCUUCUGAGUGUCGCACGGGCCUGUUCAAACCUCUCCGCUGUGCCUCCUGCUCUGGUGAGGCUGGAAACUUUGAGAGUCCUGCUAUUCUUCGCAAAAAACUUGUAGGAGGAUGCCUUCCCUGCACCCCGCUGUCCUCUUCUGCCCCUCUGCGGGCGAUACAGAGCUGCGUCACAGGCUGCAACCCCAAAGCUUCCCAAACGGGCAGUUCCACCUGCAGCUACUGCAGCAGCGACCCCAUAGUGGUCACAUACAACCCUCGCAGAGGCAAACCCCCAGGAAGAAGCAUCCCAGCAGCUCAUCCGAUGUCUAUGUAUCCAGCCGAUGAUGACGACUACAGCGUGCGCACCAUCUGGCCUGAAGAACUGGCCAAGAAGAUGACCCACUCUAAAGCUCAAAAAAAUCACUGUGCUGGGAUAGGUGUAGGAGUCGCGAAAACCUGUGCGAGUCAGACCCAGAAUGGCAGUAAUGGAACAGGGCUCGUUCUCCUGGACUGUCAAAACCUCAAGGAGUACACACAGACGCAGCUCACAGACCACGCUGGACGGAGGCGGCUUCAGCAGGGCAAAAUGGCAGCCCUCGAUUUUAUGGGCUGCAGGUCAGGACCGGAGUACGACGACGGUCGGAGCUCGCUGAAGAGGCUUUUGAAUAAAGCCGAGGAUGCGGGAUUGAGCGAUGGGCCUGACCAUGACGAAGAUGCAGCAUAUCCCUCCUCCCCCUCUCCCCGCUCUGCCUCCCCACCAUCACCUGUGUCCUUUUCCCCUCCACCAUCCGCCCCCACUACGCUAAUCAAACCCAAGCCUUGGCAGAGAGACAGGGAGGGAGGACACACUCUGUCGUCGGCUCAGUCACUUCACCUGGCCUUGAACUCCCUGAACAGAGAGCAAGAUGAGGAGAACAACAGAAUGCGCCUCUCUCUGCCGCUCUCCUCUUCCUUGCCGGCUUCUCUUUCCGAUGAGUCUGUGAUGACUCCCGAUGCGGAGAACGCUGUGGUCAGUCCCAUCCUGCCCUUCCUGUAUCUGGGGAAUGAGAGAGAUGCUCAGGACCUGGACCUGCUCCUACGCCUCAACAUCGGCUACGUGGUCAACGUGACCACACACCUGCCUCUCUACCACGUCAGCUCUGGACUGCGAUACAAAAGGAUCCCAGCCACCGACAACAGCAAGCAAAACCUUCGACAGUACUUCGAGGAGGUUUUUGAGUUUAUUGAGGAGGCAUAUCAGAGUGGACAGGGAGUGCUGGUACACUGCCAGGCAGGCGUGUCCCGUUCUGCAACCAUUGUCAUCGCCUACCUUAUGAAGCACACCCUCAUGACAAUGACAGAUGCCUACAAAUACGUGCGGAGCCGCCGUCCUGUGGUGUCGCCGAAUCUCAACUUCAUGGGCCAGCUUUUGGAGUUCGAGAGGGACCUCAACUCUGGGGUGACUCCUCGCAUCUUGAUGCCUAAGCUUAACGGUGUGGAGACGCAGGUGUGAGAAGGGUCAGGGGUCGCAAGUGUACGGAGGGAGUUAGCGCAGGUGAAAGAGAGAGCAGGACUGAAGUGGCAUUGAUGAGGCGUGAAGGGAGGACUGGAAAAUGCUGUUGCGUUUGGCAAUUAGUGUACUUUUCAUACUGUGAGACAAAAGACUGGACGGUUCGGUUGUUUAAGUAGUCGUUCUUGGACAACUUGAUCUCCAUCCAGCGUCUUGUUUUUAAGAUAAUGUGCCAAUAUUUUGUAUAUAUCUAACAUCACUCAGAUAUCUCAACACGUUUUUCUUUUUCUUCCAAUGCCUCUUCCUUUCCAUUCCCACUGUUUACAGCCACAGUAACACACUGAAAUAUACUGACUCUGUUGCCAUGAAUCAUAAAUGCAUGCAGAAAUGGAAAGGAGGGACUUUAAUACUGCUUCCACUGAACCGCUUGGAUGCUUCCACCAUAUGUAGCAACACAGAGGUCAUUUCGAUGCACUUUAUUUCCCAUGUGUUUGUUUUAGUAUCACCAACUGAAUUGUCACAAAGAUGAGAAGAAUUUGUCAUGCAGACCUCAGACAGUGUUUUUGGUUCAUAUUAACAUUUUUAUCUUUGUUUUGUUGUUGUUUUUUUACUAAUUUAAACACUGUGCAAUAGAGCAUUAUGGAGCCAGGAGGGAAACGUAUCACAAAGUGACAAACAGCGAUUGACGCUGGUAAUGGCAGUUUUUAUUUGAGUGAAGCAGCCUGUGUUGUAGAAAAGAAUAGCAGUGCAGUAUUGAACAUUACACUUAUUAUGCAGGUUAAUACACUAAAAGAAGCUUAUAAUGAAAGUGGGGAUCAGAGCGCAACACCUUUUUUUACACUCUAUGAUUUCAAAAAAUAUUUAAAGGUUUUUCCUGCUAGGAUGACACUGUGCAGUGUGUGUUGUUUCUUUUGUGGUUACUUUAAAAGACAGACAUUUGUUAAGUAUGAAUCUGUCCUGUUAGGGGGCGUGGCCCAAUAUUUUUUCAAAUUAAAGAGCACACAAUAGUUUGAUAUAACAUUAAGAUUUGUUUAAUGUUAGCGUAGCCUAUCUGGUUGGAAACUGUGAGCUAAAUUGUUUCAUUUCUGUGUUUGUGGGGAAUUUGUGUUGUUUUUGUUUUUCUAAACAGCAAUGCGAAAAAUAGAUGCUUUUAUUUUGUACCUGUUUAAUUGCGACCUAGGUGUCGUUUCUCAAAUGGGAUCGCCAGAACGGGGCUGAAGUUAUUUUUUCAUGAAUUUCACUACUUUACAAGUCCUCGAGACAAAUAUACUUUAAUAUUUUCAUACCUUUGUGAACAAGUUAGAGGUUUUUAGCUAAUGCUAAUGUUGUUAGCCCCUGUUCUUUUGCCUUACUUUCCAUACUGAAUUUCUUCCUCGUGCGCGUCAUGACUAUGCAUUCUCUUUCAUUAUGAAGGCUUUGGUUUGUUUAGAAAAGGUCAUUUGUUUCACUGUGAAUUAGUCCAAAUGUAAAUUCUAUUCAGGUUUAAAGGGUAACAUACUAAAACAAUGAGACUUUAAAAACGAUCUCAUUGCAAAGUAUAGUUACCCGACUUCCCCUUAAGUUGCUUACGAAUUAGUUGCUAAUAAGCCUCUAGGCAACCACUUUGAAUCACAAGGAGAUUGCUCCCGACUGACUGCAACUGUUUAGAGACAGGUUGCCUCCCACCAG